UCCAAACAAACCCAUCUCUCAGUUUGCCCGCUUCCAGAAAAUACUCGGAGUUUUUUUCACCCCUUCAACUGGUUUUGCAAGUUCAAGUAUAUGUUCCUGUUAAGUUUUUGUCCAAAUCUUCUAUUUCUUCUUCUGAUCUUUUUUUACAUUUUCAAGUUCUCUUCAGAUUUCUCAUUUUCUUGGUUGAAUUUCAUGGCUAUUAAAGGAAAGAUAAAACUUUUAGGGCAUAAGUAUUCACAAGCUAUUGCUCUGUACACACAAGUGAUUAAGUUGAACAGUGAGAAUGUGGUGUACUAGGCUAAUCGUAUGUUUGCUCACAUCAAAUUGAAGGAAUAUUGCAGCGUAAUAGAGGACGGAGCUAAAGCUAUUGAAAUUGUCCCCAGAUAUUCAAAGGUUGAUACGGGUGCUGUGUGCUUAAUCUCUGAUGGGUUGUGAUCGGGGUUGCAGGGUUAUUAUAGGCGAGAGGCUACAUAUUUGGCAAUGGGAAGUUCAAAGAUGCAUUCAAGAAUUUUCAACAGGUUGGUAUUAUUUUUUGAACAUCUUAAGUUGUAUCAGCUGCAUAUUGCUGGUGAUAAUAAAAUUGUUCUUAUUUUUUAUUUUAAAGCGUUACUACAAAAUAUAUCUUGAGAAGAACAUUGCUUAUGUAACUAGCUACCACAUUUAGAAGAGAAGAUAAUGGCAUGCCAGUAACAUUGUUCGUGCAUUAUGUUAUUUGUGACCUUUAAGAUUCCUUGUAUUAUAGAAGCACAAGUUUGAUGGUAGAUCGACAUGUCUGUUUUUGCUGAUUAAAUUUCAGUUUGAGGCUAUUUGUGUCAUUUUAUCCUUAGCUUUUCAAGGGUAAGUGUACCACCAUUGGACUUACGUGGUUUCUGCUUCUGCUGCCAACACAAUUUAUCAGCUACGUGGCACCUCUUCAAGCUACAGCCACCUUAUAGAUGGAUUAACAAGGGCUCUUCAUCUUCUUUUCCAGUACUCUUUCCAGUUCCAUGUCUGUUUCUCAGUUUGGUGUCAUAAAUUUUCAAGUUAGCUACUCUUUCAAUUUUGGGCUAAUCUUCUUUAUCCUUUUUGUAGGAUGCUCUUCGACUGACUUUCACAGAUUUUCUUAAUCUGAUUAGGCUGGUUGAGUUGAAGAAGAAAAUAGAUCUCUUUUUACUCCACUUCUUUGGUUCGGAAGAGCUUCCUAUAUCCACAACUUUGUUAGAUGCUGGAAUUAAAAAAUGGCAUGCUUUUUCGCUAGGAAUUUCAUAAUUAAUAAAAGUACCUUUAAAUAAAAAGAAAUGGAGUAAAAAGAGAUCUAUUUGGUCAUGACCUUGCCCGUGAAGAGGAGUCGUUUCCUCAUUUGGGUCAUGAAUUUUGCAAGAAAUGGGAAGGACGAUGAAGAUGAAUCACAUGAUUCCAAAAAAGAAAUCAAGGCUUCCAAAAAUUGCUGAUUUUUGGUUUGUAUAAAUUCCAUCAAAUUUCAUUUGUUGGUGUUUUGUAUUUUCUGGCUGCAUGUAUGGAUGAUCGAUUGCUUUCUCUUUUUUUGCUCGAGUAUGUGUGAAUGAUUUUUUUAGCACUAUAUUGGAUUUUCUGCUUGCUUUAUUUCAGUUUUCAGUCUGUGCUGUUAUUCUUGUGCGUGUUCAGCCUGGUCGACUUCGGUAAGUGUCGCUCUUCUGUUGGUUUUAAUUUUUCUCGGUUAGCUUCUUCGCGUUAAAAUGUCGAGUUUCCAACGUGUAUGGUGCUCUUUUCGCUGGUAGGACAUCAAGAUUUGUUUGAUCAUCUUGGAUAUGCCCAUCUCCUUAUUUGUUCAUUUUUUUAUUAGUGUAUAGAAAUCGUAUGUUUAUGUUUAUUGGAGUUGUUUCUACCUGUGUGAUAUGUACCCGUAAAAUUAAACUUAUAUCACCAUAUAACCAUACUAAAUAGUAUUAAACUUAUAGCUGAGUGAAAAUUUACAUUUCGCUCCAAUAUUAUAUUUCAAAAAGAGUUUUUUUUUUUUUGCUUAAGUCACUUUUUGGUGUUCUGCUGAGGAGACCAUAGAUAUUAAUGCUUUUGUGUAUAUGGGAAUUUGGUAAAUAGUUUUGAGGGUCAUUUGAUUGGAUAAAGUUUGGACUUUUAGUGCUUAAGGAGUAGUGUGGGGUUUAUAGAUUUGAGUAGAAAUAGUUAAUUGAACUUUGUUACAUGAUAGAGAGGACUCAUGGCCACCUGAGGAGUAUGAAAUUGGCAAGUUCGUAAGUUUUGAUUUUUGUUAUUUGUUUCUUGAGUUUACUGUAACUUUAUUUGUGAUGAACAAAGUUUUGCUGUUUUAUUCCAUGGAAAAUUGGGGGACCAGUUGAAUGUACUUGUGAAUAUAUGCUGAACUUAAAAGCCAAAAAUCAUAUUUCACCAUGCCAAGGAAAAUGCUGUGAAGGAAGUUUGAAGUUUUAAUGUAGUGAAAUAAUGUUUUUUCCCGAUGUCUUCAUUUUGGUCUUGCAAGCAUAUCUCAUUUUCUCUCUCUUUUAGUUUAUGCUGUUUUUCAAUUUAACCACCAUCUCAAGCUUGGAGAAGCAAACUAAACUGCCAUUCUAGCAAAUUAAAAGAAUUUAGUGUCACAUUCACAGAAGCGAUAAAAAUGGUACGCAAGUCUUUUCUAGGCUUUUAGCACUUUAUUAGAUAGGAUGUUCUCCUGGAUUUUGAAUUGUCGCUUUGCCUUGUAAUCUUUUGUUUAUUUUUUUCCAUUUUAAGGUUCGGCUUGGUAUAUGUCUAUGACAUCAUCUUUAGAAGAUGUUUCGGAAGUUCGUGUGUGCAUCUUUAUCUAUGUGUUUGGUUACUGUUUAUCAUCUUCGGUUAUUUAGUGUUUUUCAGCUUGGCUUAUUUAAAGGCCAAAUGGACAGGAAAAAGAAGGGUUAUAAAGAGUCAACUUUCAACUCAAGCAUUACUGGAUGUUCAGAUCCCUGAAGUGAUCUUACUGAAUUAUAUAAAACUUUAUGUUCUGUGUAGAAUAAAGAUGAUGUUUGCUUAAGCAUAGCGUCCUUUAUUACUUUUGGAAGUAUCAGUAUUCUUUGCACUUGCAAGAAUGUGUGUUUAGCUACUACGUCAAACUUAAAAUCUGCACAUAAUUCUUAAUGCAGAAAUGAGGAAUGUUUUGGUGUUCUCAUGAUUCUUCUCCAGGUAGUUUUUGAAUCAGGCCACAAUUACAGCUGCCACUGACGACUGCCAACAACAUGGUGGAUGGUUGCGAGGGUGAUGCAAACAACAUGGUGGAUGAUUGCGUUACCGCGUCACCUUUUAUCAAUACCAGCUUUUGUCAAUAUGUAAAUUCCAUGUAAACAAUUUCAAUUAUGCAGUGCUUUCUCCACCCGACUUUAUAUUACCCGUUGAGAAGUUCAAAACUAUAUUCACAUAAAAAUAUAUUUCAGCACAAAGGGUUUAUUCUUUGCGUUAGCACCUCUAGUUACGGAGAAUCAUCAACAUGUUUAACGGUAUACAAAGAAGGCGGUGCACCUGCCGUAUUUCAAUCCCCAAAAUGCCCUCGAUGGAAGCUUCCAGAUUAUGGUUCCGAUCAAUGGUCGAAUGGUAGGUGUCAAACUGCGUUGCAUCGAGGUCGCCGUAAAUCUCAAGAAGAUCGAAUUCUAUGUGCCCUCGAUAUUCGUAUCCCUUUCCCGGGUGGUAAUGGAAUUACUGAGGUUACUGUUGGCGUUGUUGCAGUUUUUGAUGGUCAUAACGGUGCUGAAGCAAGUGAAAUGGCAUCAAAGCUAUUACUACAGUAUUUCACAUUGCAUACAUUUUUUCUUCUUGAUGCAACAUUUUCAGUUCUUUCAAGGAAAAUGAUUGGGCUCUUGCCAAAUGAAAGAGGACAGAGUACUCUUCGAGACCUGAACGGGAAGCUGGAUGAGUUGAACUUUGGGAGGCUCAAGCUGACUGUUUCAUCAAUCAUUGAACAAUCUUUUCACCUGGAGAUAUUGAGGGAAGCAUUGCUAAGGGCAAUCGAUGAUAUUGAUUCUGCAUUUUCAAGGGAUGCGUUCAGACACAAUUUUGAUUCUGGUUCUACUGCCACAGUUAUACUUAUGGCAGAAAAUCAAAUUUUAGUUGCCAAUAUUGGAGAUUCAAAGGCAUUUUUAUGCUCUGAAGAAUUUAAAUCUCAAGAAGAGGCUAAAGCUAAUUUGUUGAGGUUAUAUAGGCAAAAUAGAGGCUUUGGAAUUUUCGAACCUGUGAAGAACUUCCGAAGCUUCAAGUUAGCAGCUCCUGACCAGUGGCCUUUCUUGAUUGCUAAUGAACUGACUAGAGACCACCACCCAGAUAGGGAUGAUGAGAGGUCUCGAGUGGAGACCGCAGGAGGACAUGUUUCUAAAUGGGGUGGCGUAGCUAGGGUUAAUGGUCAAUUGGCUGUUUCUAGAGCAAUAGGUGAUGUUUAUUUUAAAAGUUAUGGCGUUAUAUCUGCUCCUGAAGUCACUGAUUGGCAACCUUUGACCGGCAACGACUGCUAUUUGGUGGCUGCAUCUGAUGGCGUUUUAGAAAAGCUUAGCUCACAGGAUAUUUGCGACAUAUUGUGGACCUUACAUGCUGAUUUCUCUGUACGAUCAGAACUCGUUUAUUCAUGUUCAUACUCCUUAGCUGAUUGCAUAGUGAAUGCUGCUUUUGAAAAGGGUAGUAUGGAUAACAUGGCAGCUGUUAUCCUUCCAGUUAGAUGGAAUGGUUCAACGCAGACAGUAGUGAAGAAAACACAUGCAGGAAUUAGAAAAUUCGAUUGCUCAUCUUCAGGAGAUAGUAAUUAUAUUUCUCAACACUCAGUGCUUAGCGGGGAGGAGGAUGGUCAUCCACCACUUGCUUCCAAUUUUGGCAGAUUAUUGGUUGAAGGAAAGCACAGCGGUUUUGGAUGUUUCUAUCUGUCUGAGAACCUUGAUGUUAACGAUGAGUAUACCUUCUGGGUUCAGAAGGACAUUGAUGAAUAUGAGCAUGAGCUUCUCCAUGCUUUACCUGAUAGCAUUGGGCAGAGUUCUGGUGGAGCUCUGGAUCUAUAUAAUGAUCAGCACAUGUGCGUGCACUUUGGGAUGAACUUUAGUGAUAAUGAAGAUCAGUGCAUUAAUCCUGAAGGCUUUGCUAGGUUCCUUGGUUUGCUUGAAUCUAUUCCAUUCAAUGAUAGCAGUACAAGUGAUCAUGCCAGAGCAGAUUCAAGGUACAUUCUAAAGAAGAAAUAUGAUCGUGGAUCUUAUGGUGAAGUUUGGCUAGCUUUUUAUUGGAAUUGUUCUCAUGUCAUCAAGUCUCCAAGAAGUAGCAACUUUUCAGCUAAUACUAUGGAUGAGGGGGCCAAUAAUGAAAGAAGGAAGAAUCCAUCAUCUGCUGAUGUCUGUGAUGAUGGCCCUUCUGAAGGCAGCAUGUUCAUUUUGAAGCGUAUCAUGGUAGAGAAAGGCACCUCUGUCUAUUUAAGUGGGCUACGGGAGAAAUAUUUUGGUGAACUCUUUUUGAAUGCUCAUACUGUUCUUGGUGGUUCACUACAAGCUGAAGAUUCAAAUUCCCUCUUGCUAAAUAUAAGACCUGAUCUGCAUGAUCCUGUGGAAAUAAAUGAAUCAGCGGAUCUAGGAAGGCGGAGAACCUUGAGGUUCAACAAAGUGCAUGGUAAAAAGGAGGACAUGCUGAGAGCUGCCUUUGAGGAUGGUCUUAAUCACAUUGCCAGAUAUGUGGAGUCUUUCGAGUCUCGAUCCAAUGAGAUAUGGCUUGUGUUUCGUCAUGAAGGGAGAUCCUUAUCAAAGCUUCUCUAUACAGCUGAAGAAGUGAUAAAUAAUUCGGAGGGAGGAAAUGAAAAUAUAAAGCAUAUUCAGAUAUUACAUCCAUCAAAAUGGUGGAAAUGGUUGAAAACAACAGAAGCAGGGCGAGAGGAAACGCGUAAUCUGAUUUGGCAAUUGUUGAUGGCACUUAAGUCUUGUCAUGAUCGCAAUAUCACCCAUAGAGAUAUAAAACCUGAGAAUAUGGUCGUUUGCUUUGAGGAUCAAGAUUCUGGGAGGUGCUUGAAAGGGUAUCCGAAUGAAGAUAAGAGUUAUAUAACUAAGAUGCGUAUUAUUGACUUCGGUAGUGCGGUGGAUGAGUUCACAUUGAAGCACUUGUAUGGGUCUAUUGGGCCUUCAAGAGCUGAACAAACGUAUGAGUAUACUGCACCUGAAGCUCUUUUGAAUGCAAGUUGGUACGAAGGGCUGACUCCCACCACCAUGAAGUAUGAUAUGUGGAGUGUUGGUGUAGUGAUCUUAGAACUGGUUUUGGGUACGCCAGACGUGUUUCAGGUGAGUUCUAGGACACGUGCUCUUUUGGAUCAGCACCUGGAGGGUUGGAAUGAAAGCUUGAAGGAGCUUGCCUACAAACUCAGAUCUUUCAUGGAAAUGUGUAUUCUGAGCCCUGGAGUUACCUCAAAACUUCAUGAAACUAGAUCAAAAUAUGACCAGGCCUCAGCUUCACCAGCUCCAUGGAAAUGCUCUGAAGAGUUCUUUUCCCGUCAAAUAAAAAACAGGGAUCCUCUGAAGAUAGGGUUCCCAAACAUAUGGUUACUGCGACUAGUACGUGAAUUAUUACAGUGGAAUCCUGAAGAUCGACCAAGUGUUGAUGAGGCUCUAAAACACCCAUACUUCUCGCAAAGGUGAUAAAAAUAUACCAGGGAGGAAUACCUGCUCCCAUACGAACAGCUAAAAGACAACACAACCUGCACAGCUUUACCCCAGGUCUAUGAUUCGGAUGACUUGUGGCCAUCCAUAUGGAGAUGGUUGUCUACGCCCGUUCUACAAAACUCUAUCUUGAAAUGGCCUAAUAGGACCCUGGGCUUCACAAGUGCAGCUUAUGGUUAUGUCGUUGUAACUUAUUGCCUGGUGUAUAAGCAGGAAGAAUAGAGAAAUGGGCAGCAAAGAAUGAAGAGCUGGGAGAUUGUGGAUCUUUCAUUAUUUCUUUACAUUGCAGCAUGAAAUUUCAUGUGACCAAUAUUCUACUGUCCAUUCUUUGGGAGGAUUAGCAUGCCAUAUCUUAUCGGAUUUAAGUUAUAUACACAGAUGGUCUUAACGUUUAUAUAAAAUCAUUGUAGUUUAACCGGUUAGAGUUAACACAAAAUGUCAUAAACACUAUAUAAAGCAAUGGCAACCUUCAUCUUUUGGAAG
Lycium barbarum (goji berry) is the source of this 7088-nucleotide messenger RNA. Its product is annotated as probable inactive protein kinase At3g63330. NCBI's taxonomy places the organism in Eukaryota, Viridiplantae, Streptophyta, Magnoliopsida, Solanales, Solanaceae. The coding region runs from base 3297 to 6584 and encodes 1095 amino acids. The record is from RefSeq and is a predicted model, not a curated record. Gene Ontology annotation, biological process: protein dephosphorylation; mitotic DNA damage checkpoint signaling; protein phosphorylation. Gene Ontology annotation, molecular function: ATP binding; protein serine/threonine kinase activity; protein serine/threonine phosphatase activity. Gene Ontology annotation, cellular component: cytosol; cytoplasm; nucleus. The transcript is spliced from 24 exons.